This is a messenger RNA of Planococcus citri (citrus mealybug), 2696 nucleotides long. RefSeq lists its product as uncharacterized. Lineage: Eukaryota; Metazoa; Arthropoda; Insecta; Hemiptera; Pseudococcidae. The coding region runs from base 190 to 2307 and encodes 705 amino acids. The record is from RefSeq and is a predicted model, not a curated record. The transcript has 4 exons. Gene Ontology annotation, molecular function: protein binding.
UAUAUAGUUGUUUCUAUUCUUUCAGACAAUACCUCAACUUACUGAUAAGUAAAGGUGUAUGGGUUUUUUUUGCAAGUCAAAUCUUUUGUAUUAGGUAUUCUAAAUCGCAUUGCUCCAUCGGAUGAUUUUUUGACGAGGUUUUCAAUCUCAUUAAUCAAACGGAACUAUGUCGUUGAUGGGAUAGCUGUCAUGAGGCGCUGGUCACUUACCAUUUUUUUGUACUUUUUCAUAAGGCUCAACCUGGCUAUUGGAUUGACACACUGCGAUUCGAAUUCAAAUCAAAAAUAUUUCACGAGUGGAGGAAUGAUCUCUCCAGCAUGGAGAGCUCCAAUUCCAGAUGCAGAUAUUAUUUUAGAAGUUGGAACGCCUCUAGAGAUCUACUGCACAUUGGAUUUGAAUUACAAACAUGCCGGGAAUUACACCUCACAAGACAUAAUAUUUAAAAAAGGAGAUCGUAAAAUCGACAGCGAAAACGUAACGUUAGUAAAUUCAACCACGGCCAGAUUAUUUUUGAACACUUCAACUAUUAGUGUCCAAACCGAGAUUUUUGCUUGCUGGUUGACAUUACAUGGCGGUGGUAAUAAUGCUACAUCUGACGUAUCCAAUAGUUCGGACAGUGGCACAGAAAUACCAUUGAACAAUGAUCCAAAAACACCAGUUGAAGAUUUGAUUUGUUCAAGUUCUGUACGGAUUGGGAGUAAACCGAAAAAAGUGGUCAAUUUCAAGUGUCUCAGUCACAACUGGGACGUAUUGGAUUGUUGGUGGCACGAGCCUAAUAAUGGGAUUGAGACCCAUUACUCGAUUUAUUAUUCUACUUCAGGAGAAGCUGGUGAAAAUCAAUUGUAUGGCUGCCCGACCGAUCAAAGUGAACCUGGUCAUUGUCGAUGGACUAAAGAAACGUCUCCUUCUUAUAAGGAAAAUUUUGAGUUCAUGAAUUUCUUCAUCAAUGGUAGUAAUAUGUUUGGUAAUAUUACUCAAAAGUUCAGAUGGCAUCAUUACGCUCACAUCGUUCCUGCGCAACCAUAUAACUUGACACUUUUGAGAACAACCUCUCAUAGUGUUUUCCUUCAAUGGGAUGACGUCAGUUCGAGGAAUGCGUCCUUGAUAAAUUUGCUUUACUUAAUCAAAUAUAAGCGGCCUACGUUGAAAAGUUGGAACAUAAUCUACUUCCACUCAAAAGACGUUGAAAAAGAAAAUGAUCACGUACAAGUCAACAUAACUGGCAUAAAGUAUCCGAAUAUGGAAUACAGUACAAAUUCCACGUAUACAUCAGUCAAUGCAAUUGGUUCAGCUCCUCGAUCUUCUAUCGUGUAUGUGCCUGAACAGAAUGACAUCUUGCCACGACCCAAUCCUGAUUAUAUGCGUUUUAAUGGAACCGAUGUGUACGAAAUUACAGUAUUAUCAAAUUUGCUAGACAAAUUCAUUCGUCGCCAAAUCCAAGUCACCAAUUUUACAUUUUUCUGGUGUGAAAGUAAUCACGGUGAUCCAUAUCCCUGUAGCAAUGUUUUCAACUGGAUUAAUCUGCCAGUGACUAAUAUCAUCUCCCAUAACUUUGCGUUCAAGCACAACGUAACCCUAAAUAAGCACAUUGGCUAUCAGUUUGCGGCCAGUACAAAUUCGUUGAACUCUAGUAGUGGCAUGCGUUGGAUAAUUUGCAAAAGUAUUUAUAACCAGGUGAAUAAAAUUCAAAAUGUUUGGAUUCAGGAAGUCGGCUCGUCCUUUGUAGACAUACAUUGGAAAUUGGAAUGCGCCAAUUGGGCUGAAGGGUUCAAAGGUUACAAAAUAUCGUACUGUCCAAUCAAGGAGUAUCACCAGCACGAUUGUGUCGAAUCUACUGAAAACGACCUAAUAAGAUAUUAUGCUCGUAAAACCACCAGUAAUUUUAAUUUUACAAACUUGAUGCCAAAUACCACUUACAAAAUGGCAGUGGCAGCACCAUGUAGCGGCAUGAGUUGGAUUAUAUAUACUGGUAUUUACAACCAGGUAAAUAAAAUUCAAAAUGUUUGGAUUCAGGAAGUCGGCUCGUCCUUCGUAGACAUACAUUGGAAAUUAGAAUUCGCUAAUCGGGUCCAAGGGUUCAAAGGCUACAAAAUAUCGUACUGUCCAGUCAAUGAAAAUCACCAGCACGAUUGUGUCGAAUCUACUGAAAAACAUCUAAAAUACCAUGCUGGUAAAAACGUUUGCGAUUUUAAUUUUACAAACUUGAUGCCAAAUACCACGUACAAAAUGGCAGUGGCAGUUUGGACUGGUGAAUUAUUAGGACCUUGGAGUGAAUUGAUGUACCCUCGUACCAAAAACGCACCAUAAAGCAUCCAAGAUCACUGAUGGAAAUAUGAUUUUUCAAUUCCCUACUUCUCCAGCACCACCACAAAACUUCUCAUGCGUAUUUUGGGUUUUGGAGACACUUUUUUGAUAAUUUGAGGCUUGUCGUUCUUUUUCAAAUUGAUCUGAAACUGGAAAGCACCCUGCAAAAGAGCCAUACUUAGGUCAGGUAGUAGGGGUGGAAACUUUGAAUAUUCUUGAGGUUUUUUUUUAAUUUUCAAUUUAAUGUCAUGGCGUCUACAAUUGGCGUUCUCCAUGUGAUCUCAUUUGUUUAGAUGAUUCAAUGUCGAAUUCGUAAUGUACCUACUACCUACCUACAAGUAAUACAACACUGUUUUGUACUUUUUUCAUUAUUAAAGUCUUUUUAAAAUGUA